Aspergillus heteromorphus CBS 117.55 is the source of this 2457-nucleotide messenger RNA. Its product is annotated as sulfatase family protein. Gene Ontology annotation, biological process: phenol-containing compound metabolic process. The coding region runs from base 241 to 2016 and encodes 591 amino acids. The transcript is spliced from 5 exons. Lineage: Eukaryota; Fungi; Ascomycota; Eurotiomycetes; Eurotiales; Aspergillaceae. Gene Ontology annotation, molecular function: arylsulfatase activity; N-acetylglucosamine-6-sulfatase activity; glycosaminoglycan binding. The record is from RefSeq and is a predicted model, not a curated record.
ACGAUGUGUACCAUAUUUUGACCCAUGUUAUCUGACCCCGCUGUAUUCCCUACAGUACACUUACCUGGUCGUGGCAGGACCUGAGAUGCCGGAUCCUGGACUGAUUGCGUCAUCCGUGGGGUCAAUAAGCAAUCAUCAGUCCACCCUGCAACCCAGCGGCACACCGACAAUCCAUCGUUUCGUAUCGACCGUCCACAUAAUUCCAUCUCAGACAAAGCCCAUACCAGUACCUCCAUCAAUAUGCGUGGACUGGCAUGUCUGCUUGCGCUAGCUGGUCUGGCUGCUACCGAAUCGCCGGUCCAAAAGCCACUCUACCCCCCCUCCAAGCCCAAUGUCAUCUUCAUACUCACCGACGAUCAAGAUGCUCAUCUCGAUUCUCUGGACUACAUGCCUUUUGUCCAGAAACAUCUUCUAGAAAAAGGAACCCAUUAUCGCAGCCACUACUGCACAACUAGCGUUUGUUGUCCGUCGCGAGUGACCCUGUGGACGGGGAAACUGGCACAUAACACAAACGUGACCGAUGUUAAUCCUCCAUACGGUGGAUAUCCGAAAUUUAUCUCGCAAGGCUUGAAUGAGAAUUAUCUUCCUGUCUGGCUGCAAGAAGCGCAGUAUAACACCUACUACACCGGCAAGCUUUUCAACGUCCAUACGGUCGAUAACUACAACGCACCAUUUCCUGCUGGAUUUACGGGCCAUGAUUUUCUUCUCGAUCCUUUCACGUAUGAUUAUCUGAACAGCACAUUCCAACGAGAUCGCGAACUCCCCCAGAGUUACGAGGGCGCUUACAGUACAGAUAUUCUUGCGCAGAAGGCUUAUCGCCUCCUAGAUGAGGCUGUCGGAGCUCAAAGGCCUUUCUUUCUCACGGUCGCCCCAAUGGCACCUCACUGUAACGUCUUCAUGAACGGAACGGGACUGGAUGACAAUCCAGUUUUCAGCUUCAGUGCACCCAUCCCUGCAAAGCGUCAUGAAAAUCUUUUCGAGGAUGUCCAAGUACCUCGUACACCAUCUUUCAAUCCAGAGCAACCCUCCGGAGCAAACUGGAUCAAGGGUUUGAAGCGCCAGAACGAGACGAAUGUGGAUUACAACGACCACUUCUAUCGUACCCGUCUGCGUGCUCUUCAGGCCGUCGACGAGCUGGUUGAUGGCAUAUUUGCCCGCUUGUACGAACAUGACAUCCUUGACAACACCUACAUUGUCUACAGCAGCGACAAUGGCUACCACAUUGGUCAGCAUAGACUUCAGCCGGGUAAGUCAUGUGGGUACGAGGAAGACAUCAACGUUCCAUUGAUUGUUCGCGGUCCUGGGAUUGCGGAAAAUGCCUCCACAGACAUCGUUACGACACAUACCGACCUGGCUCCUACCUUCCUUCAAUUGCUGGAUAUUCCACUCCGACGUGACUUUGAUGGUGAUCCCAUCCCCCUGACGCAGAGACAGAUUGAAGUAGCCAAAACAGAGAGACAGGAGCAUGUCACCGUUGAGUAUUGGGGGUUUGCGGCUGGAGAGGGAAUAUACGACUUUGAUCUAUCCGCCUAUAACAACACAUACAAAGCUCUCCGUAUCCGAGGAAAGGGAUAUAACCUUUACUACUCGGUUUGGUGCAACAAUGAGCACGAGCUCUAUGACAUGGCGACGGACCCCCACCAACUCCAUAACCUCCUCUCGACAGACAAGCAAAACACCCAGACUUCCCAUACAAUAUUAAACCUCAGCAUUUCCAAAGUUGUACCUAGACUUGAUUCUCUGCUCCUCGUCCUCAAGUCCUGUAAGGGCCAAGUAUGCGUCAAGCCAUGGAACGCGCUACAUCCCCAUGGCGGGGUCAGCACGCUGAAAGGGGCGUUAGAUGCGCGGUACGACCACUUCUACGAGGUGGAGCAGACUACAAAAGUCCACUUCGAGGAGUGUGUCCGAGGUUACCUUCUUGAGGCGGAGGGCCCCCAGUUUGACUCAAUAAACAGAAAGGAAGACGCCGCCAGCUGGUUCUUUAGGGGUGGAUUGCCAUGGUAUGAAUGGGUGUGAUUCGAGACCCAGAAAACGGCUAGCUGGCAUGUCACUAAAUUGACUAGCUAGCUUGAGCGAAGAGUUCCCUCUUGCAAUAUGUCUAAUGAAGCUUCCCGUCCACGAAGAUUGCCGUACAAUGUCUUUGUUUGGAUAUAAUGGAAAGCUCCCUUCGUACCGUUCUUCUCCUUUGUACUGACAUGCCCUUCUUUUAUCACUUCUUCAUGCCCGUCUUUGUUAUAAAUUCCCAAACUCCCCUCUUUGCUUUCAGCAGAUAUCUGAGAAUCAAAGUUUCCCCAUCCAAUUUUUGAAGAGCCCUUCCGAUUUGAAGAAGCUGCCGACACAAUGAAGAUCCAAAUGUCCGAGAUCACUUUUGUCCGCGAGAUCAAGCAAGCUUCCUGCGUUUCCACUUUUCUUGUUAACUGGAGUGAUAAGCUGUGCGUCUUGAGAGUGGUAUGUACC